Fusarium proliferatum ET1 is the source of this 1602-nucleotide messenger RNA. RefSeq lists its product as uncharacterized. Bases 1 to 1602 code for a protein of 533 amino acids. NCBI's taxonomy places the organism in Eukaryota, Fungi, Ascomycota, Sordariomycetes, Hypocreales, Nectriaceae. The transcript has a single exon. The record is from RefSeq and is a predicted model, not a curated record.
AUGCCUUCAUCCCCGUUCUUGAGUCUCCCCCCGGAGCUUCGCCAUAUGAUCUACAAAUACUACUACACUACGGCUGAUGGCUAUUCCCUCCAGGCAAUCUCCUGGAAGCUCGCCACCGCCGAUGGCAAACCGAUUGACCUCGCCCUGAUGUACACCUGCCGCCUUAUAGCCUACGAGAGCAGAGACAUGCCUCUGUCAUAUAAUAAAGUCACCGUCUCUACAGUCUACGAUCCCGAAUUCCGCGCUUGGGCUGGCCGCUUCGACUAUCUUCUCUUUGCCCAGUUUCGGAAACAGGUAAGCCUUGUUCUUAUCUUGGGCGACUGGUUUCUCACUGAAGAAAUGUGGGUUCGUAUUGAACAAACGUUUCCCUGGUUCGUGCCGCAACUCAGAGAAGCCCUACGCCAACAUCGACGCGGAUCACAACGAAUUGACCUGAGAAAAUUUGAGUACUGGAGUUUCUCAAAUUCCUUCAACUACUCCGCACAGCCUUUUUGUCGGCAGUCCUAUGGAUUAUCCGCGCUUUGCGAGGCCCUCGAAUUCACGCUACGUAUCCUCGCCCAGACAGAACCCACGGAGAAGUUUGAUAGGAUUGUCGAGUAUGAACUUCUAGACUGGGAACAUAGCGGUAGCGAUCGUCUCCUUGACUUCCUCGACCAGUGCUUUAAGCCUUGGGACGUACCGCACGCCGAUGUCCUUGCAGAAAUGGGGCGCAGGUUUGGAGAUGAUCACCUCUGGCCCAAUCUCAGGGCCUGGGUGCCUAACACAUACCAGACCAAAGAGUAUCAUGCGAAAUUUCGCAUUUCUGCAGCCUCUUCAGCCAUAGGCUGGCUCAACAAACUUCCCGACAACAAACGAAUGUGCAUUCGCGGUAUGGCGAUCAUUGAAGAUUACCCCUCUGUAGGCCGUCAAGAAUGCCACGCUGCAGGCCUCGUCCCUUUCUGCAGAGAGAAUCCACAAUUACGGAUUAGUCACCGGGUCAGUAUGCUGAAUGUCAUUUUUUCUCGGGCACUACUCAAUCGCGCCGGGUUUUUCGGAGGUCUGGCAACUUACGCAGGGCAUGAAAUUGGAGCAGAAGCCUUUGACCAGGCAAACCUUAUAUCAUUCUAUGAGAUAGCAGAAUGGCUGGCAGAGAUUGUUUCUCUCCCUAAGGCCGGAAUGCCCAAUGGGUCCUAUACCUUCACUCUGGAUGGAGAACCCAUGGCAUUCAUCUGCUCCCGGAUCUUUCAACAGAUUGUCCUUCGAAAGGAGGCCAUGCGAUUUACCAUAGAGCGAUCGCUCCCAAGAUUGGAUCCAGAGGAGCGUUUGUAUUUUGCUCUUGGGUUGCAUCGAGGGCAUGGCGACGCAUUUGCGCAGCUCAUCGAUGACAGUUCCUUCAUCAAAGCUAACUUCGACACUGGUCAACUUUGGAACGCAGAGAAAAUGCUGGCUGAGUUUCGACGGAUCGGACAGUAUGAAUUCUUUGGAAACUACAGAGGUCUUCGAAUGCUGUACGAACUUCCCCGCCCACCAUCGGUUCAUAUUGUACCAAGGUUGGGAGCGCUGGCAAUGGAGAAUUACGAAAGCAGGCCUUGCCGUCCGCGCUCCCUGAGAACCUGUUGGUGA